This is a messenger RNA of Diaporthe amygdali, 1725 nucleotides long. RefSeq names its product Lipase 1. NCBI's taxonomy places the organism in Eukaryota, Fungi, Ascomycota, Sordariomycetes, Diaporthales, Diaporthaceae. Bases 1 to 1725 code for a protein of 574 amino acids. The transcript is spliced from 2 exons. The record is from RefSeq and is a predicted model, not a curated record. Gene Ontology annotation, molecular function: carboxylic ester hydrolase activity.
AUGUUUGCGUCGUUUUCACAUUACUUGCUCCAGCUGAUCUGGCUGGUUGGGGCCGUAUCAGCUGUUCCGUUCCACACCAAAUUCCACAGUCCCACUGUCACUAUCAAGAAUGGGUCUGUUAUUGGCGCAUAUAAUCCCAAUUAUCAUCAAGAUCUUUUCCUGGGAAUACCUUUCGCAACACCACCUGUGGGUCAGCUUCGCUUUGCUCGUCCACAGCCAGUGAACCAAAGCUGGUCGGAGCCAAGGGUCGCACAGCAGUACGGCCCCUUUUGCUUCGGAGUCAGUGUUGGUCUCACUGGUUUUGACCAAAAGACAAUCUCGUACGAUGAGAACGAAGACUGUCUAACCAUCAAUGUUAUCCGCCCUUCUGGGAUGCACUAUGAUGAACCAGGACUGCCCGUCUUGGCGUGGAUUCAUGGCGGUGGCUUUCAGGAGGGUGGCAGCGGCGAUGCGCGCUACAACAUGUCCUACCUCGUACAGACAUCGACAGAGAUGUCAAAGCCAAUUAUUGGUGUCAGCUUCAACUAUAGAGUGAGCACUUUCGGCUUUGCCUCAGGACGAGACUUCAGAGACGCAGGCAUGACCAACAUCGGCCUGCACGACCAGCGCUUGGCACUCCAAUGGAUACAGGAGAAUAUUGAGUCUUUUGGAGGGGACCCUCGGCGCGUCACUAUUCAUGGUGAAUCUGCUGGUGCUCUAUCGGUUGGCUACCACCUGCUCGCCAAUGGCGGCGACUCUAAUAGACUCUUCAGUGCUGCUAUAGCAGAGAGCGGAGGACCGUUCUUUGCGAGAAUGGUAGCCGACGAAGCAGCACAAGACUCCGAGCUCGACAAAGUGCUUCAAGACACAGGAUGUUCGGCCUCUUCCAACGUCAUCUCUUGCCUACGAGACAUCCAUGCCGACAAAUUGAAGGCUGUCUCCGCAAAUAGCUCCUGGUAUCCUAUUAUUGACAACGAUUUGUGGACUGAUUUGAGUUCUGUCGCGCUUGGAAAGGGAGCCUUUGCCAAAGUCCCACUCCUGAUCGGCACCAAUACGAAUGAAGGCACCCCAUUUGUGCCUCUCUUCUCUAGUAUUGAGGCGAACAGCUCCGCAGACUUUGCAGCGACAGUCAAGAUCUUUCAUGCACCUUUCAAUAUUUCAGACGAAACAGUCAAUCGGCUAGAUCAAUUUUAUGAUGCUGCCGUGGCAGAUGACUCCUGUGCCGAGCUUGGCACCGUUCUACCUGAUCCUUCUUACCCUUACGGAUCUGCAUAUGGCAAAGUCUCUUUGCUGCUCGGAGACCUCCUGUUCAUCGCAGGUAGACGCAUCACUGCCGAGUCUUGGGCAGCCCAUAAUGCCACCGUUUACAGCUACCGCUUCGAUACCGUGCCAGCUGACUUGGAUCCGCUCACACUUGGGGCAGCACACUUUCAAGAGGUGGCGUUCGUAUUUGGGGACACGAGCGGUCUGGGGUUUGAAUCAAAUCCAUUUUCUGUGUCUUCAUUAGCGCUCAGAAAUAAAUAUGUCAAUAUGAGCAAGAUGAUGGGGCGCAUGUGGGUCAACUUUGUCAACGACGGUAACCCAAAUGAAGAUUCCAAGUUGAGUAUGGACUGGCCUUCUUACACGGCUUCAGAUCCUGUGAAUUUCGUCUUCAAUGCGAGUCGAGGGAUGACCUUGGAAGCAGAUGAUUUUAGGAAAGGAGCUAUGGACUUGAUCCGCGAGAUGGCGCCAGAUGUCGGGCGUUGA